CCCGGGAUGAGUCAUCGCGAGAGCGGCGUCCUGCGGCGCGGGAUGGCCACGGCGCCGAGCGGCGCUGUCCCGCGGCUCCCGGAGCCGGCUCGGGGGCCCAGGACAUGGCCCGGGGUCCCGGCCCGCUAGGGCGGCCUCGCCCCGACCCGGCCGCCAUGCCCAAGCGCGGGAAGCGACUCAAGUUCCGGGCCCAUGACGCCUGCUCGGGGCGAGUGACCGUGGCGGACUAUGCCAACUCGGACCCGGCCGUCGUGAGGUCCGGACGAGUCAAGAAAGCCGUCGCCAACGCCGUCCAGCAGGAAGUAAAAUCUCUGUGCGGCCUGGAAGCCUCUCAGGUUCCCGCGGUGGAAGCUCUCUCCGGGGCCGAGCCCUGCGAUGUCCUGGACAGCAGUGACGAGAUGGAUGUGCAAGAGGAGAGCAUCCACGAGAGGCCCGUCUCCAGAAAGAAGAAGAGCAAGAGGCACAGAGAAGACCUGGACGGGGCUGGGGGUGAAGAAUACCCCAUGGAUAUUUGGCUCCUGCUGGCCUCCUACAUCCGUCCUGAGGACAUUGUGAAUUUUUCCCUGAUUUGUAAGAAUGCCUGGACUGUCACUUGCACUGCUGCCUUUUGGACCAGGUUGUACCGAAGGCACUACACGCUGGACGCCUCCCUGCCUUUGCGCCUGCGCCCAGAGUCCAUGGAGAAGCUGCGCUGCCUCCGUGCGUGUGUGAUCCGAUCUCUGUACCACAUGUACGAGCCCUUCGCUGCUCGAAUCUCCAGACACCCAGCCAUUCCAGAAAGCACGCCCAGCACGUUAAAGAAUUCCAAAUGCUUGCUUUUCUGGUGCCGGAAGAUUGUUGGGAACAGACAGGAACCAAUGUGGGAAUUCAACUUCAAGUUUAAAAAACAGUCCCCCAGGUUAAAGAGCAAGUACGUGGGAGGGUUGCAGCCUCCUGUUCAGUACCAAGAUGUUCACACCAACCCCGACCAUGACUGCUGCCUCCUGCAGGUCACCACUCUCAAUUUCAUCUUUAUUCCCAUUGUCAUGGGGAUGGUUUUCACCCUGUUUACGAUCAGUGUGAGCACGGACAUGCGGCAUCAUCGAGUGAGGCUGGUGUUCCAAGAUACUCCUGUGCACGGGGGUCGGAAACUGCGCAGUGAGCAGGGUGUGCAAGUCAUCCUGGACCCGGUGCACAGCGUUCGGCUCUUUGACUGGUGGCACCCUCAGUACCCGUUCUCCCUGAGAGCCUAGGCCUGUGUUCUGUCCUGUGGCGGGGGUGGCUGACUGUUCCUCUGGUUGGUGAUGCACAUGCUCUUCAGGCUCCUGGGGCUCCUGCUGGGCGAGGGAGGAGGGUUGACUCAAGAGGAAAGACCACGUGACUUCUAAACGUGUUUUGAUGGAAGAGUUUCAUCUGAUAGGAGAAGCUGGGUCCUAUUUUCUGUUUUAAACUCACUUGGUGCUAUUGAGUUUGUUGUUCUUUAUUCUUUUAUCCCAAUGAAAAUGGAUGAUCUUGCUCUAGGAAAAAAUUAGACUCUUGAAUCAAACAAGGAAGUUGAAGCAUUCCCUUUGGAUCAGAGGAACCUUGGAGGCAUAGAAUUGCUGCUACUGUGGCUUCCAGUUUAGCUGCUCCUCAAAUUCAAGUGACUAUUCUCCCUUUACCCUUCUCCAGAAAUAAACCAGGUGACAGGGUUUUCAGAAUCU
Pipistrellus kuhlii (Kuhl's pipistrelle) is the source of this 1682-nucleotide messenger RNA. RefSeq names its product transmembrane protein 183A (gene TMEM183A). Gene Ontology annotation, cellular component: SCF ubiquitin ligase complex. Gene Ontology annotation, biological process: regulation of protein stability. The coding region runs from base 105 to 1232 and encodes 375 amino acids. Gene Ontology annotation, molecular function: protein binding. The transcript is spliced from 8 exons. The record is from RefSeq and is a predicted model, not a curated record. NCBI's taxonomy places the organism in Eukaryota, Metazoa, Chordata, Mammalia, Chiroptera, Vespertilionidae.